Elephantulus edwardii (Cape elephant shrew) is the source of this 2457-nucleotide messenger RNA. RefSeq names its product protein phosphatase 1, regulatory subunit 3F (gene PPP1R3F). The record is from RefSeq and is a predicted model, not a curated record. The transcript is spliced from 4 exons. Gene Ontology annotation, cellular component: protein phosphatase type 1 complex. Gene Ontology annotation, molecular function: protein phosphatase 1 binding; glycogen binding. Bases 1 to 2457 code for a protein of 818 amino acids. Gene Ontology annotation, biological process: regulation of glycogen biosynthetic process. Lineage: Eukaryota; Metazoa; Chordata; Mammalia; Macroscelidea; Macroscelididae.
AUGGCGCGCUCAGCCCCUGUGGAGACCCCGCUGCGGUAUCUCGGGCCCCCUUUGCCGGCCACGAGCGCGUCCCGCGCCUCGGCCGAGACCGCGGUGGCCCCACGGAGGGUGCUGUUUGCCGACGAGGCACUGGGGCUGCCGCUGGCGCAACUGCGACGCUACCGGCCAUGGGGUGGGCCCGGGGCGGGCAAGAUGGCGGGCACCGGGCAAGAUGGUGGCGGUGCUGAGGACGACGAUGGCGAGGAUGGGGAUGAAGGGGUGGAGGAGGAAGAGGCUUUCCUCGAGCCCUCGCCGUCGUGCCCUGUCCACGCUGGCAGGGGGUUUUACCUGGUGCCCACAUUUUCGUUGCCCCCCGCACCUGGCCGUCUAGAGCGCUUGGGGCGCGUCAUGGUGGAGCUGGAGGCUCUGUUGCCGCCUCCCGGAGCAGUUCCUGGGGGUUCUGGGGUAUGGGUGCCUGGGGGGCGCCCACCUGUGCUACGCGGGUUGGUACGUGUGCUGAAUCGCUCCUUUGAGAAGGCAGUGCACGUGCGGGCCUCACACGACGGCUGGGCUUCAUUUUGCGACCAUCCAGCACACUAUGUACCGUGUAGCCCACCGGGGGCAGGAGCGGGAGGUACUGGAGCAGGAGAUGCCGUCCUGGAUCCUUUCCUCAGUCUGGGCCCCAGCCAAGUGUCAGCCUUCUCGCCUGAUGAUGGCAGCCGCACUGACCGCUUUGCCUUCCAGCUGCCCUUUGCUGAGGGCGCGGGCGAUGGGGCGCGCCUGGACUUCGUGGUGCGCUAUGAGACCCCAGAGGGCACUUUCUGGGCCAACAACCAAGGCCGCAACUACACAGUUCUGCUCCGGAUUGCACCCGCUCCCAUACCCACUGAUGCUGAAAGGCUGCAGCAGCUGGAGCAGCAGCAGCUGGAGCAGCAGCAGCUGGAGCCACAACCCAAGUGCCAGGGUCCGGUGGAGGCUGAGGCCAGGCAGCUGAAGAGCUGCAUGAAGCCAGUGAGGCGCAGGCCUCAUGAGGAAGAACUGAGAAUGACGAGCAUGGAUAAUAAUGUCCCUGCUGUGGCAGAAUAUUUGGACGUUCAGGAGUCAUUAGGUCCCUUGGUGGCCCCCACCCCUCUCCGUCCAUGGCCACAGAUGACACUUCAGGUUUCUGAAGUUACUGUGACUGGCAACUCCCCAGAGGAAGGUGACAUCCAUAGGAGCAGUCUACCUGUGGCUUUCACAGAGGUUCCCCAGGCACCUGCCAUAAGGAUUCCUCCCUCCUCCCCUCUUGGUGGUCUAGGUAGCACACCCAGGGACCAGGCUUCGGGUCCAGAUGGGACUGAAGGGGAAACAAGGCCUUUUUUGGAACUCAGCCAACAACAAGUAGAGGCCACAUGGAAAGUAUCCAGUGAAAAUGGAGGAUGCCAAAAGGACUCCAUGGUGGGAGUGAUUAUAGAUGAGUCCCCUGGGCGUCUGGAGGUUGGGAGUAGGGUGGAAGAGCUGCUUGGUGAGGACACCAUUGACCAAGAGCUGGAGCAACUCUAUUUGUCCCACUUGAGCCGUUUGAGGGCUGCUGUGGCUGCAGGAGGGCUGGUGACUGGUGGGGAGGUAAACACAGAUGGGGGGUUGUUGCCCUGCCAUUCCAUGGGCAUACUAACAGAUCGAGACUUGAUUUUGAAGUGGCCUGGCCCUGAGCGGGCCUUAAACAGUGCUUUGGCUGAAGAGAUCACACUACACUAUGCCCGGCUGGGACGUGGUGUAGAGCUCAUCAAGGACACUGAGGACCUUGAUGAGGAUGGGGAGGGUGAAGAGGGGCAUUCCAUUACACCCUCCAGCCCAGCAGAGGACACUCCCAAGGAGUUCCUCCCAGAAAUCCUCUCUGGGAUCCAGUCUGUGGUAGCCACUGUGGGAGAUGUGUGGCUUCCAUGGGUAGAUGGCUCAGAAUGUGAUAACCCUGUGGUUUUAUGUACAGAGGAUCAGUUUAUUAGAGAUCCAGAUAUGGGAAUGGGUAAGGACACUGAUUCUUUGCACAUAAAUGGAGUGAUAGAUGGAAUAACCAACUCCCAAGGGGAGGCUAUGGCAGAAAACCCAAUAGAGUUUACUACUGAGUGGACAGACAGUGUGAUUCCUAUAUCUGGCAAGGAGCCAGCUGUUCUAGUCUCUAGGCAGAGACAAAACCCUAGGUUCCUCAAAACAGACUUGAUUCCCUUGAAGGCUGAAGUCUGUUCUUCCAGUCCAGACAAACCUUAUAUGAAUUCCCAAGAUAAAGAGGAUUCAGGCCCAUGUCUUGAACCUCAAAAUAAGUCUCAUGCUCAAGCUUCACCUGGAGAAUGUAUGUAUGGAUUGCCUUCCCAUUUACAGAGACCCUUGGCCCAGACUCUGGGGGUCCUGGCUGGGCUAGUGGUGGUACCUGUGGCUCUUCACAGUGGGUUGUUUAUCCUGGUGUUUGCUCUAUUUCUCUCUCUGGCUUGGUUCUCAUAG